This is a messenger RNA of Dicentrarchus labrax (European seabass), 3167 nucleotides long. Its product is annotated as gap junction alpha-5 protein-like. The record is from RefSeq and is a predicted model, not a curated record. Gene Ontology annotation, cellular component: connexin complex. NCBI's taxonomy places the organism in Eukaryota, Metazoa, Chordata, Actinopteri, Moronidae. The coding region runs from base 452 to 1693 and encodes 413 amino acids. Gene Ontology annotation, biological process: cell communication. The transcript has 7 exons.
ACCUCUGGACACAAACUGCUCCCAUCAGUCUGCUGCUGCGACUGUCUCACUGACAACUCAACUGAAUGAACUCUGUCUCUCUGGCUAUCUGACUCUCCCCUCAGAGCCUGAAGCUGUGCACAUUUUCAGAUUCAGCAACUUACGUUGGACAACAACACACAAACUUUUUACUAGAGGAAGACAGUAAUACCUUAAAUAACUGGAAAGCAUCUGGAAAUCUUCUGCUGCUGGCCGUUGAGGAUCAGUGGACAGGGAAGAAGUGCGGGGAAGAAGAGCCUUGCUCAAAGGCACCUCAAGAAUAGCUGCUGAGGAAGAGGAAAGCAACCACUAACUUUCUCAGGCUAACUGCAAUUCCCUGCUUUGUAUCCUAAAUCAGGUGAAUCCUGAACCAGCAGAGCUGAGAGACAACUGGUGGGCGAGUUGAAAGAGCUGUGCUGAGCUGUAAUCAGUCAUGGCAGACUGGAGCUUGCUGGGAAACUUCCUGGAGGAAGUGCAGGAGCAUUCUACCUCUAUUGGCAAAGUGUGGCUGACCAUCCUGUUUAUCUUCCGUAUACUGGUGCUCGGGACUGCCGCUGAGUCAUCGUGGGGAGACGAACAGGAAGAUUUCGACUGUGACACUGGACAGCCGGGUUGCGAGAACGUUUGUUAUGACCAAGCCUUCCCUAUAGCACAUAUACGAUACUGGGUGCUCCAGAUCGUGUUUGUGUCCACUCCCAGUCUGAUCUACAUGGGCCACGCCAUGCACACUGUUCGCAGAGAGGAGAAGAGAAGGAGCAGAGAGGAGGAGGGAGGAGACGAGGGAGGGAAAGAGGACGACCCAGGAGGAGGUGAAGGUGGAGGAGAGGGAGAGAAACAAGGGAGGAAAGGCGAGAAGGACGGAGGAAAGGAAAAAAGAGAAGGUCUAUCAGGAGGUCGAAUCCGCCUCAGGGGAUCGCUGCUACAGACCUACGUAUUUAGUAUUCUGAUACGCAUUAUCAUGGAGGUGGUGUUUCUGUGUCUCCAGUACUUCCUGUAUGGAAUCUUCCUCAAUCCUCUGUAUGUCUGCAAGGCUUGGCCAUGUCCACAUCCAGUAAACUGUUAUGUCUCCAGACCAACAGAGAAAAAUGUCUUCAUAGUGUUCAUGUUGGCUGUGACGGCCGUAUCUCUGGUUCUCAGUGUGCUCGAACUGCAUCACUUGGCAUGGAGACACUGCUGCAGGCAGUUGCUCUUCAAAAGGAAGGCCGCCACCACUGCUAACGCCUCGCUGGCCCGACAGCUCUCUCUGCCUCCUCCUCUGCCGCCAUCAACCCCACCUCCAGACUUCAACCAGUGUGUGAUUGGCUCCUCACACUUCCUGCCCAUCCCUUUCCCCAACCACCGUCUGGCUAACCAACAAAACACUGAGAACAUGGCCACAGAGAAGAACAAAAUGGCCACUGCCGUGGACGAGGUAAACAUCCUUCAGAUGAGCUGCUACUCGCCCGGAUGGCAGGAGACUAGUAACAAUCAGAUCCAAGAUGGUGGAUACCUGAGGACCGACACUAACUGCUACAGCCCUGGGAGCAGGGAGAUUAGCUGCCUUCAGAUCCAAAAUGGCGGACCAGACAAGCUGUUGCUUAGUCCGAAUGAAGGGCUCUGUCAGAAGGACAAACGAAGAUUCAGCAAAACCAGCGGAACGAGCAGCCGAACAAGAGCAGAUGACCUCUCUGUUUAGAAAGAAAGCAGAAAGCAGGGAGAUUCAACUCUUCACACAUAUGCUAAUUAAACAUACUUGACCCUUUGAACACAUGCACAAAAGCUAUGUGCACAUAGCUCUAGACAGCUGGAGGAAUCAGAAUCUAACUCUGAUUUUCUUUUUUGUCUUGAAUGCCAUUAAAAUGAGUGAAACUCCACUCUGCUACUUGAUUAGGAGACAAUUCAUUCAGACUUGCUUCCCUUAACAGACACAAAAUUGAGUGCUCAAAGAUUGCACUGAACUCCAGACUGACAAUAAUCGGACGUUGAGUGUUCAGAUUGCAGUUUAAAUGUGUAUAUGUGCGUAUAUUAAACAGUAUAUGUAGAGUCAGUGCACAAUACAGACAAUCCCUAAAAACGGCUCCUAAUGUGAUUGUGAUCAGAUAGUGAUGGUAAACCCUGAAAUGGGUUCACCAGAAUCUGUUACCUUUUGAAAAGAUUAUAUUGCAUGAUUUGUCAGGGACAUGUUUUUGCACAAACUUUAAUACUAGAUCAUCAGCUGUAAUGAUGUAUCACAUUUUAUCUGUUUAUGGGAGCAGAUUUUUUGUGACAAUACGGUUGCCCAUCAUUCUGAAGGACUUGCAAAUUGCUACAACUUAAUGCAAAUGUUCUCUCUAAAGGAUGAUUUAUGACAAAUGUUAUUCUCCUCAGAGUUUUUGAGAGAAACAGCUAAUGGGAUAAAUUGGGGCUGAUGUUAAUCUACAGUUUUUACCACAGAGGAAGUCACAACAAUGGGGGUGUUGGGACUUUUUUGACCCCUCAAGCAACCCAACCCAAGUUUAACCUGUGGACUGAACUCACUGAUUUACUGGCUGACAUUUACUGUUGUUGGACAGAUUUCUUCUGGAAUGACUUCUUCAUUUUUCAGUGAAAUAACGGGAACUUAACUGAUGUAACUUAAUUUACUGUUACUGUUAUUAGCACGCAGCAAGUUUUCACUGCAGCUGGGUCUGUUUUAGCCCAUCUGGAUGCAGAUGUUGGUCCAACCGUUUCAUCAGUGGACAUGAAGAUAAAGCACAAAGGCCGAUUGCAUCUUAACACCAGCAUAUUUUUUACAAUUUCUAGACUAUUUAAAAGCUGUGUUUUAAUUUCUCAUAUAUCCCUAUAUAUGUUAGUGAAACCCUAGUCACUUUGGCUGACCACUGGUGAGUUUCUACUGCACUGUAUUAUGAUAAUUUCACAGUAUGGCUAUAAACCCAUCUGCACUGAAACACAAUGGACUACAAUCUCUAUCUGAAAUGAAGGUUGUAGAUUUUGUUUGCAGAUUGUACUGUAGCUUAAUGUUUACUAGAGCACAAAAAAAAUCCAAAUUUUAUUAGGUGAUUACUACUAUCAAUGAUCAUUUAAAAUUUUUGCACAUUUCCUGUAAUGUACUUUUAUAUUUAUUACUGUACUUCAAUAAUGUGAAUUCGGUAUAUUUAAAAAGCUUUGCAGAUAAAAUUAUGAAAAACCUG